GCUGCUGUGCGCGCGCACGCGCCUUCCCCUCUCCUUCCUGCUCCUCUCCGUCUCCUUCACCACCGACCUGCCGGCCGGCCGACCGACCCAGCAGCGCCAUGCGGCUGUGCGGGGCGCUCCUGAAGAGCCCCAUCCCCAAGCAGAUCGAGUACUACUCCCGCUUCUCCCCGUCGCCGCUCUCCAUCAAGCAGUUCUUGGACUUCGGACGUGAUAAUGCAUGUGAGAAAACAUCAUAUAUGUUCCUGCGGAAAGAACUUCCUGUGCGGCUUGCUAACACUAUGAGAGAAGUCAACUUGCUGCCGGACAACUUGCUGAAUAGACCUUCAGUUAAGCUAGUCCAAAGCUGGUAUAUGCAGAGCUUUCUUGAGCUUUUAGAAUAUGAAAAUAAAAGUCCUGAAGAUCCACAUGUUUUAGAUAACUUUUUAGAUGUCUUAAUUAAAGUCAGGAACAGACACAAUGACGUUGUUCCUACCAUGGCCCAAGGAGUGAUUGAAUACAAAGAAAAAUAUGGCUUUGACCCUUUUGUCAGCAGUAACAUCCAGUAUUUCCUAGAUAGGUUCUACACCAACCGCAUCUCGUUCCGCAUGCUGAUUAACCAGCACACACUACUUUUUGGUGGGGUCACUAAUCCUGCUCAUCCCAAACAUAUUGGAAGUAUUGAUCCUACGUGUAAUGUAGCUGACGUAGUGGAUGAUGCCUUUGCAACAGCUAAGAUGUUGUGUGAACAGUAUUAUCUGGUAUCACCCGAGUUGGAAAUUGAAGAAUUCAAUGCUAAAGCACCGGGCAAGCCUAUUCAAGUAGUCUAUGUACCCUCACAUCUGUUUCACAUGCUUUUUGAAUUGUUCAAGAACUCAAUGCGAGCUACAGUGGAGUUAUAUGAGGGUAAAAGCGAAGGCUAUCCACCAGUUAAAACCUUAGUCACUUUGGGUAAAGAAGAUCUAUCAAUAAAGAUAAGUGAUAAAGGUGGUGGUGUGCCACUGAGAAAAAUAGAUCGCCUAUUUAACUAUAUGUAUUCAACUGCCCCCAGGCCUAGUUUGGAGCCAUCAAGAGCUGUACCUUUGGCUGGCUAUGGUUAUGGUCUACCAAUCUCUCGUCUUUAUGCUAGAUACUUUCAAGGAGAUCUCAAACUUUACUCAAUGGAAGGUGUGGGUACUGAUGCUGUAAUUUAUUUGAAGGCUCUUUCCAGUGAAUCAUUUGAAAGACUUCCAGUUUUCAAUAAGUCAGCCUGGCGACAUUACAAGACCACCCCAGAAGCUGAUGACUGGAGCAACCCUAGCAGUGAACCCAGGGAUGCUUCCAAAUAUAAAGCGAAUCGAUAACUCACCAGUGUUUUCUACCUGGAUGGCAACACUUACGUUCAGAAAUGAGUCUCUGCUUUGUUCCAAAUCCCAAAAUCCUCUAAUCCACAGUAGUCAAUAUUUCCCUAGAAAGACCUGUUAUGGGACUGAAAUAGCAAGAACAGAGGAGAUUUUCAAAGACUGACAUCAUGCAUUUUUGGUGUGAAUUAUUAUAAAUACUUUGCCAAAACAUGCUUGGUUAGUUGAGUCACAAGUGACAAAAUGGAUUGCACUGUGAUUGCAGUUAGAUUAUACAAUUGUAUAGUUAAAAGGGUACUAUUUUUUAAAGGUCGGUUUCUAGUCCUUUGUAAGAAUUGGCAAAAUUGUUUUGACUCCCUAUUUGACAGUAGUGUCUUACACAGCAAUAUAAUGUAACACGCAUAUUCUACUGUAGUUGAAUGUGUGCUUAAACUCACAUUGCUGCAUUUUUAUAUGGUACUGUGUAAUCCUACAUUUAGAAAACAACUAUGGGAGCUCUUCUGGUCUUGUCACCAAAACCAGUAUACAUGCUUAGUUCUUUCAAAAGUUAUUGUACUUCAAAGUGAUUCUUUCCACAAUUCUAAAAGUUCAUUUCUUUAGUGUUUACCAAACUUUCUUGUAAAGCACUAAAACUUUGCAAUAGCUGUCCUGAGGUGCUUUCUUUUUUAAAUACCAUAAAGAACAGUAGCAUGCUCAUCAGUUUUGGGUACCUGAAACAAUUGCUACUGACCAGGAAGAGAGAAUUAAUUUGGAAUGUGAGAUUCAGCACAACAAAUAUACUUUGUUGUAGGGAAGCACAUAAAGAAUCAAGCCAGUAAACAUUUGGGGAUCCAGCUAGAUACUAAAAGGAGGUUGGCUUUAAGAUAUUGGUCGUUUCAAACCCAUUUAAUAGUAAAACUAAAAUAAUUCGUAAAAGGAUUUUAAAAAUGAUGUGAAACCUUAGUAGACUAAACAUUUGAGACACUGAAAAUAACUGUCUUUUAAAAAAAAGGUUUCUUCCAAGAAAGGGCAUUAUGCUGAAAGCUGAAGACCUGCUUGAACCGAGUCAUUGUCCCAACCGCUGCAUCUGAUACUAAGGCUCUAAAGAGCGUAGAAGCAUGGGUUCUGGCAACACCUUUUGACAGGAGCAAAGCUAGAGUGAGGAGUGAGGGUAUCAGAACACCAAAAUACAUUCCUCGGUGUCUGUGUAUUAUAUUUGUAUGUGAAUUGUUUUGACAGAAUAUGAAACAGAAUUUCUAAUUAAAUGCAGUUUGGUCUGUAAGGAAGACAAAGAGAAAGUUAUGUUGACUUAAAUUUUUAAGUAGCUGGUAAAAGCUUCUAUACUAUUCUUUAUUCAAACACAGUAGAAUGCUUAAUUGGCAAUUAAAUCUGAGUACCCCAAUUCCAACUGAGACAUCUGAAAAGCAUUACUCUUAAACUUACUGGGUUUGCAUACCUUUGCAUCAGUGGCUAUUAUAUGCAUGAAUUUUAACCAUGUUUAUGACUGUUUGCAGUGUUUGCACUUACAUGUCUUUCUGAGCAAUAUGUUCAAUCUUUAAACUCUAAAAAAUAUCCUCAUACAUGAGAUCUAUGUACAUUUUCAGUGACUCAAAAUUCAAUUGUCAAACUGAUAAAAUUACAAAAUAUAAUAACUGCAUACAAAUAUGACCAGCAUAUAGAUCUCCUAGUUUAUUAGUGUGUAAAGACUGCCACUCUUAUUUGGAAGUCAUAUCAUGGUACCUUAAUCUAACAAUGAGGUGGAUAGGAUUUGCCAUCAAUAAGAUGUUUGUUAUUUCUUAGCUUUUAACUUGGGCAUGAUAGGAAUGGAGUAGUCAUUAGAAGGUAUAUUGGGGGGGGAAUCAAUUCAGUAAUGAGUACAAUUAGAUUAGAGUCAAUUAUUGCAAAAUAAUUCCAAAACACCAAGCAACAACAGUAAUAAUACUUAAGCACAUUUUGAGUGUUCACAAUGCUCUGCAUACUUGAUUUCAGUAAAAUGUGGCCAUGUAGUUACAGUAACUCAAGCAGUACUUGUACCGUCCUUAUUACCACUGUGUCUUACCCUUGGUAAGUGAGACAAGCCUAUUUGAAAGCCCUGGCUAGACCAUUCUUACCAAACCUGCGAUUAAUCCAGUGGUGCAUUAUCUGUUUCUUGAUUACAGGAUCAAAAAGACCUAUUGGAUCCCAGAUAAUGGGAUCAGUUUCUUCCUCCCAAUGUUACAGGCUUAUUUGCAAAAUGGUGCAUUAGAGUUGAUGCCUGGGGCCCUUGGUGGCUAAGGAGACUUUCCUCUCUAUCACUGCUCAGUUGUAGACACUCUAUGUUGUCCCCAGCAGUGAACACUAGUGUCUAAUUCUAUGCUCUCGUGUGCUGAUGCAGCAGCUAAUUAAGUAGGUCUGUAAAUCACAUUGACUUUGCAUAAUAAGCUAGCACAUUGAUUAGAAGAGAGGGGCAAAUUCUAUGAAUGUUACAAGUAAGUAUGCUUGGGGGGAAAUAAGGGGGGGUAGAAACGGUUACAAAUGAAUCAACACACAUUGAAUUCAAAGGGAUUGAAGAAUGGAGUCUGCUGAUAACUUUUUCUUUUUUCUAAUUAUGAUUUGAAAGUCACUUUAGAGUGAAAUAAACUGAGAGGAUCACUAACACUGAAAGAUUUUAAAGCAGGAAAUGUAUCCCUUUAUAUCAUAUAUAUUCCCUUAGGAAGCCACAGAAAUACUGAUGGCUUUAGCAGUUUUAAGUAGGCACCUUCUGCUCUUCCCUGACUUCACUACACUGUGAAGUAUAUUGGAAUAUAUUGACUGUAAAGAAACCUUACAGAGCGGUUUCUGGGGAGGAAUAAAAGGGAGCUAUUGUCUCGAAGAGAUUUAAACACACAAGUAUGUUUUUCUCCUGAACAGUUAAUUGAAGGAUUUAGAUUAAUCCAGCAGCCAUGUCAAAAUUGAGCUUUGCCGCAGCUGUGUAAAAGACACUCACUGAAACAUACAGUAGUUGCAAAUGGCUUACAAACUACAAAAUUACUUUUAAAAAAAUGAGAGAUAAAUAUUGUGCCCAUUUUAUUUCUAACAAAUAAAUAAGGCUGCCUUAAACUUCAAAAUAUACCAGUGAGGUAAGCAAUAAAACUGGUUCUCUCAUCCAGCUUCUUUGUAGAAUACAAUAAGCAUUUUUUAGUAAUACUCAAAUUUUGAUACCUUUUUUUUACUGCUUGCCUUUUGCUAUUAAUUUAUUUUAAAUCAUUUGGAUACAAGGCCCUGAAAGGUGCUGGACUGAUGAUACAUUGUCACAGAUAAUACAAAAAGUUGGUAGUAGAGGUUACUUUGGGUAAUAUCCCCAAACUUGUGCGCUAAUUUUUUUAUACCUUCUGCACUAUAACCCAACACUAGUCCACUCUUGUGUGAACAUAGUAAGACGAUCCAGCAAAUUGUGUGUAUGCAGCCUGCUUCUAAAUGCAGGACUGUAUUGGGCCACUAAUUUAUUACUGGCAUUAGAAGUGGAAUAUAGCAGGGCCUUUUCAAUCCUGUUCUAAAACUAUACAGACAUGUUGGAAGCAGUUCCUCUUGAAUUUCAUUUUCCCUAUAUUAGGCUAAGACAAUGUGUCAGUGAAGCUGCACCCCAUCCAAAUCUGGGUUCCUCUGGGGGUGUUCAACUCACCCAGUCCUCAAAAAGCAGCACAUAAAUCAUAAUCUCUUACUGUUCUUCUCUUCCCUCCUUACAUGUGUUUUUAUGGGAAGUUUUAUGGUGGAUGUGAGUGCGCCGUAUAGCUCAUCUCCUUGAACUCUGGCAUUUUCUAUCCAAACAGAAUUGGAGAAAGUUAUCUGCUGCUCCCUGGGUGCUGGGAGCAAAGACUCAGCAUCUGGAAUUAUGUCUGAGACAGAAAAUAUUUUCCAUAUAGGAAAGGUUUUAUAGGAAAUGGAGCUGGCAGUGGUUGGAACACUAAGCUUCAGCUGCCAAAGAAACAGGAUGCUGCAGGAUUAUCAUGCCCAUCUAUGGUCUGUUUAUCAAGAGUUAUCACGUUUCUUCCUUACGGGCAGCAGCAAUAGCAGUGCCAAACCUUGGCAAGGAUGGGAGGAGGGGUUACCUGUCUUGGAACACUCCCCCUCUGGGGACAUUGCCCUCCCCACAAUAGUCUUGAGAGCCUAGGAUUUAGAAGUAUCACAAAGUUCCUUCCAUCAUUGCCUUCCCAACUGAAACUGGUCUCCCAAGUGCACAAUUUGUAGGUUAUCCUAUAGAACCCAGAGUUUACAUCUGCUUUAUAAACCACUUUAACUCUGGAGUAAGCCUACUGAAAUAAAGAUAAGUUUGUUUUAAUGCAAUUACCUUGUAGUGAAGUCAGUUGAGGAUGAUUGCUUACAAAAGCCAUUUAUAUGGUAUUUUAGUUUUAUUAGAACCAGACUUGGAGAAGAAAAACAAUUUGCUGCAUAUUUAUUCAGGUGGAAUGGCUUGAAAAGUUCGUAGCAAUGGUUGAACAGGAAGAGAGAGGAGCAUGGCUCAACAUGUAUGCACUGCAUGCUGAACUUCCUGGGUUCAGUCACUGGAAUCUCCAGCUACAAAGGUCACAGGAAAAAGUGAUGUGAAUGACCUCUCCUUAAGAAAUUUACUGCCAGAAAACUGAACUGAAAUGGACCAAUGGUCUGACUCUAUGUAAGGGAAGUUCAUUUGAACUUGAUUGGGUUACAGUAUAAAAGAAGGGAAUUCUCAAAAAGUCACUUUUUGAGGUGUUCUAAGCAGAUGGAUUUCUUAAAUGCUUCCUGUAGCUAAUGUUAGAAUUCCAGAUCUGCAGUAUGCAUCAUUUAAUUGUAAAUGUUGCUUCCUUGUUUUUCACUGUGCAAUAAAAAAAUAAAAUGAGAUUCUUUGUCA
Messenger RNA from Podarcis raffonei (Aeolian wall lizard), 6141 nucleotides. It is a transcript of the gene PDK3, whose product is annotated as pyruvate dehydrogenase kinase 3. Gene Ontology annotation, biological process: regulation of glucose metabolic process; protein phosphorylation. The transcript is spliced from 11 exons. Gene Ontology annotation, molecular function: pyruvate dehydrogenase (acetyl-transferring) kinase activity. The coding region runs from base 99 to 1319 and encodes 406 amino acids. The record is from RefSeq and is a predicted model, not a curated record. NCBI's taxonomy places the organism in Eukaryota, Metazoa, Chordata, Lepidosauria, Squamata, Lacertidae. Gene Ontology annotation, cellular component: mitochondrion.